AAAACAAAUGGACUAUAAAGAGAGGACCAAAUCGAAGAAGCUGUCAUAUCAAAUCAAAGAAAACAAUACAAACUUUGUGGAAAAUCAAGAAAAAUGAAGACAAGUUCGUCAUUGGUGGUUAUCUUUCUCCUCGUACUGAUCUUGCAAACUAACAAACUAGAGAGUGGGCAUGUCCAUUCCACUGAUGAAGACACAGUCAAGAACAUCAACAACAACAUUGAUAAAAGCAACAUAACCACCAAAAUAGUUCUCAAGGACAAGAAAAUAUCAAGUCAUGGUGGAGGAAGCAAUAGCUAUAGAUGGGGAGGUAGCGGCGGUGGAGGAGGAGGAAGUGGCGGUGGAGGUGGUGGUGGUGGUGGAGGUGGUGGUGGUGGUGGUGGUGGUGGAGGAGGUGGUGGCGGUGGGGGCGGAGGUGGUGGAUGGGGAUGGGGAGGAGGAGGUGGUGGUGGUAGAGGAUGGUACAAAUGGGCUUGUGGCCGCGGAGGAGGAAGAGAAGGAAGAGGAGAAUUUGUGAAAAGAGAAUAUGCAGAGUGCAAGGGAAAAGGGAAAUGUAGAGGAAAGAGAUUGGAAUGUCCUCAACAUUGUGGAGGUUUUUGUUUUUAUGAUUGUCUCUUUCUCUGCAAACCGCAUUGCCGUCGUUAGAGAGAUAUAUUGCUUGUUUUCAACGAUCCUAAUUUUUUUUUAUGGUUUCUUUGUUUUUUUUUGUUGUUGUUAUACCCUUAGUUCUUAAAGUUUCUUCUCUAAUC
Messenger RNA from Brassica napus (rape), 746 nucleotides. RefSeq names its product glycine-rich RNA-binding protein 1-like. The transcript has a single exon. The coding region runs from base 94 to 642 and encodes 182 amino acids. The record is from RefSeq and is a predicted model, not a curated record. NCBI's taxonomy places the organism in Eukaryota, Viridiplantae, Streptophyta, Magnoliopsida, Brassicales, Brassicaceae.